AUGAAGAAGCCCCACGGCGACCGCGCGGGCGCCUUGCUCGAGCGGCUCCUGGCCGCGUGCCUCGAGAGCCCCGGCGGCGGCGAGCGCCGCGGCGCGGCGCACGGCGUCGCCGCGGCGAUCAAGGGCCUGGGCAUCGGGUCGUUGAAGGCCCACGGCGUCGUCGCCAAGCUCGAGGCGGCCCUGGACGCGGGCGAGGGCAUCAACGCGAAGCACGGCGCGCUGAGCGCCGUCGAGCGCCUCGCCGCGCGGCUCGGCGUGCUCUUCGAGCCGUACGAGAUCGCGCUGCUGCCCUUCCUGCUCCGGGCCUUCAGCGAGGGGUCCGACGUCGUGCGCGACGCCGCGAAGGGCGCGGCGCGCAAGGUCUUCGAGGGCCUCAGCGCCCACGGCGUUAAAUUGGCGUUCCCCGCGGUGCUCGGCGCCGCGUCCGGCGACGAGACGUCGAACUGGCGCGCGCGCGUCGCGGCCAUCGACAUGCUCGGCGCCACGGCCCACUGCGCGCCGAAGCAGUUGGGUGCUGUGCUCCCUCGUGCUGUGCCGGCCCUGGCCGGCGCCCUCGCGGACACGUCGGCGCAAGUAAGAGACGCGGCCAAGGCCGCGCUCGACGACGUCGCGUCCGUCGCGCGGAACCCCGAGGUCAAGGCGCUGAAGCGCGAGCUGAUCGAAGCUUUAGUGGACCCGGCGCACGCGACGCGCGAGGCGCUCGAUGCGUUAUUAGGCCGCGAGUUCGCCCACGCGCUGGACGCGCCGUCGCUCGCGCUCCUCGCGCCGAUCCUCCAGCGGGGGCUCCGCGACCGCGCGGCGGAGACGAAGCGCCGCGCGGCGCUCGUCGCGGGGAAUUUGAGCGCUUUGUGUUCGGGCACGGCCCAAGCGACGGCGGCGCUCGCGCCCCACAUGCCGGCGCUCCAGCCGCUGCUCGAGGCCGCGGCUGUCGGCGACGCGCACCCGGACGUGCGGUCGGCCGCGGCGCGCGCGCUCGCGCAGAUCGUCGGCGCGCUCGGCGAGGUCCAGGUGCCCUUUGUCGUGGAGCGCCUCGUCAAUGCGGCUUUGGGGUGCCGGUCGUCGGACGCGACGCGGUCCGGCGCGGCCCAGGCGUUGUCGCUCGUGCUCAACGAGCUCGGCGAGGACCGCGUCGCGACGUGCCUGACUUCGUCGCUCGCGCCCCUGGGCCGCCAGGAGACGGCCGCGGGCCGCGAGGGCGCGCUGUGGUGCGUCCGGUAUCUGGCGCGGGACACGGCCGAGUUCUCGCCGCUCGUCGGCGACGCUUUGGGCUGCGUGCUCGACGGCCUGGCGGACGACGCGGACCCCGUGCGCGAGGUGGCGUUGUUGGCGGGCAAGCAGCUGGUGAGGAGCCACGGCCGCGAGGAGUUACGGGUGCUCCUGCCGUCGCUCGAGGCGCGGCUGCUGGGCACCGCGUGGCGCAUCCGCGCGGCGGCGGCGCAGUUGAUCGGCGAGCUGCUCUGCCUCGUGGGCGACGCCAAGCCCGUGGGCGUCGCCGUCGAGGAGCUCGACGACAUCGACGCGGCCAUGGGCGACGAGGCGACGGGCGCGCUCAUCGAGGAGCAGAUCGGCGCCGCGGGCUGGCGGAACACGCUGUCGAGCCUGUAUAUCGCGCGCCUCGACGCCGUCGCCGCCGUGCGCCAGGCGGCCGUCGAGGUCUGGAAGACCGUCGUGCCCAACACGCCGCGCGCGCUCCGCGACAUCCUGCCCGUGCUCGUCGCGCGGCUGGACCUGGACGAGGGCGACGACGCGGACGCGGAGAAGCAGCGCGUCGCGAGCCGCGCUUUAGGCGACGUCGUCAAGAAGAUCGGCGACCGCGUCGUCCCCGAGCUCGUGCCUUUAUUGCGCGAAUCCUUCGCCGAGGGCGACGAGGCGACGCGCGUCGGCGUCUGCCUGGGCCUCGCCGAGGUCGCGUCGGCGACGCCGCAGCGCCAGGCGCUCGGCCACCUCGGCCUCCUCGCGCCGGUGAUCGAGGACGCGCUCUGCGGGUCGUCGCGGUCGACGCCGCGCGUCCAGGCCCACGCGGCGCUCGCCUUCCACGCCCUCUACGGCCAGGCGGGCCGCGACGCCGUCGACGCCAUGCUCCCGGGCCUGCUGCGGCGCCUCGACGACGAUUUGGACGACGGCGACGGCUCGCCCGCGGUCCGCGCGCGCCAGGCGCUGCGCGACGUGCUCCGGCGGCGGAGCCGCGAGCUGCUGCCGCUGGUCGUGCCGGCGCUGCUCAAGCGGCCCAUCGGCGACCUCCGCUGCGCGGCGCUGUCCGCCGUCGCGGACGUCGCCGGCGGCCCGCUGAGCCCCUUCGUGUCGUCCGUCGCGCGCGGCGUUUUAGCGGAGCUCGCGGCCAUCCCGCCGGGCGACGGUGGCGAGAACGACGCGCGGCGCGGCGCGCUCCUCGCGGCGGCGGCGGACGUCGCCGCGGCCGUCGCCGCGGCCGGCUUCGCGUCCGACGCCGUCGGCCAGCUCGCGAGCCCCUUUGCCACCACGAAGGACGACGCGCGCCGCGACGCCGCGGCCGUCGCCGCGGCCUUCUUCGCCGCGGUCAAGCGGCGGCUCGCCGCGCCGCCGCCGGGGAGCGUCGUCGCGCCCGACGCGUCGUCGCGCCUCCUCGACGCGGCGCCGAAGCUCCUCAAGGAGCUGCUCUGCUGUUUAGGAGACGGCGACGGCGGAGUCCGGUCCGCGGCCGUCGACGGCCUCGAGGCCUACGGCGCCGCCUUCGACGCGGAGCAGCAGGCGACGCACCUCGACUUCACGCGCGUCACCCUGGCGUCGGCGGCGUCCGACGCGCGCUGGAAGCAGAAGCGCGGCGACGACCCGCUGCCCGCGCUGAGCGAGGACCCGCGGUGCCUCAAGGCGCUGCUCCCCUCCUACCUCCGCGCGCUGCUCCAGGGGUCGCCCGAGGCGCGCGAGUCCGCGGCGCUGGGUUUGGGCGAGCUCGUGGACCUGAGCUCCGAGGCCGCGCUCAAGCCCCUCGCCAUCAAGGUCGCGGGGCCGCUCAUCCGCGUCGUCGGCGACCGCUUCGCCGCGCCCGUGAAGGCCGCGAUCCUCGGCGCGCUCUCCGCGCUCCUGCGCCGGGGCCCGCUCCUCGUCAAGGCCUUCGUGCCCCAGCUCCAGGCCACGUUCUCCAAGGCCCUCCGCGACCCGAGCCGCGACGUCCGCGCGCGCGCGACGGCCGCGCUCGGCCUCCUCGCGCCGCUGUCGACGCGCCUCGACGCGCUCGUCGCGGACCUCGCGCAGUCCGCGGGCGCCGACGACGCGCCCGAGGUCGUCGUCGCCGCGCUGCUCGGCGCCCUCGUCGUCGUCUUCGCCAACCUGGGGGCAAAAACCCCGAAGCCCGAGAGCGUCGACGCCGCGCGGGCCGCGGCGCGCGACUUCGCGGGCCACGCGGACCCGGAGGUCGCCGCGGCCGCGGAAAAGCUCGGGGCGGCGCUGGCCUAACCGUAGCUUACGAAUCC
Aureococcus anophagefferens is the source of this 3449-nucleotide messenger RNA. RefSeq lists its product as hypothetical. Gene Ontology annotation, molecular function: protein kinase regulator activity. NCBI's taxonomy places the organism in Eukaryota, Pelagophyceae, Pelagomonadales, Pelagomonadaceae. The transcript has 4 exons. Gene Ontology annotation, cellular component: cytosol. The coding region runs from base 1 to 3432 and encodes 1143 amino acids. The record is from RefSeq and is a predicted model, not a curated record. Gene Ontology annotation, biological process: cellular response to amino acid starvation; regulation of translation.